Chenopodium quinoa (quinoa) is the source of this 2197-nucleotide messenger RNA. Its product is annotated as sucrose transport protein SUC1-like. Lineage: Eukaryota; Viridiplantae; Streptophyta; Magnoliopsida; Caryophyllales; Amaranthaceae. The transcript is spliced from 6 exons. Gene Ontology annotation, cellular component: vacuole; plasma membrane. The record is from RefSeq and is a predicted model, not a curated record. Gene Ontology annotation, molecular function: sucrose:proton symporter activity. The coding region runs from base 397 to 1857 and encodes 486 amino acids. Gene Ontology annotation, biological process: sucrose transport.
ACCAUGUGAGUUUAAUUAAUCCAACUAAUUGUUAUCUAUUUUCAGUACUUAGAUGCCCGUGUUUAUCUCCAUUAUCACUUAUUUUCACUAUUAUAUAUUCGCCUUAAUUCUCUUUAACUUGACACAAUUCAAUUAAAAACAACAUUGUUAAUAUCACAAUUCAUUACAUUCUCUAUUCCUCAUCUAAAUAACAUUAAAUCUAUGAAAGAUUUCCCAUAUACAAGUUGCGCCACAUACAUCAAUUUACAACAUCUAGAUUAAGUAUAGCCAGCUAAUAACUAACCAAUACUUGUGUGCAUUCAAUUUGUAUCAUACAAAAUUACAACCUAUAUAGUUUCAUUUUAAGAAAAUUUAUUUUUGAUUAUUACCAAGUAAAAUCAAAUUAGCUUGGUUAAAAUGAGUUCAUCAGAUGAGCCACAAGCUGUUGAAAAACACAUGCCAACUGAACCAACACCCAUAUGGAAGCUCAUAGCUGUGGCAUCCAUCGCGGCCGGGGUGCAAUUUGGAUGGGCACUACAACUCUCACUUCUCACCCCUUACGUCCAACUUCUUGGUGUUACACAUACAAUGUCAUCCUUAAUAUGGCUAUGUGGUCCGGUUUCCGGUAUUGUCGUUCAACCUACGGUUGGGUACACUAGUGAUCGUUGUACCUCGAGGUUUGGACGUCGAAAGCCUUUUAUUACUAUUGGUACCACGUUGAUCUGUCUUGCUGUGUUGUUGAUUGGGUUCGCAGCUGACGUAGGCUAUAGUUUUGGUGACAACCUUCAGAAGAAGACUAAGCCUAGAGCUGUUGUUCUUUUUGUUAUUGGCUUUUGGAUCCUUGACAUUGCCAAUAAUAUGGUUCAGGAUCCAAGUAGAGCAUUCUUGGCAGAUUUAUCAAAACAUGAUCAUAGAAAGAUGAGAAUGGCAAAUGGUUUCUUCUCAUUUUUCAUGGCAGUAGGCAACGUCUUAGGGUACGCGGCAGGAUCAGCCUCAGGCUUGUACAAAUUCCUCCCUUUUACAAAGACGACCGCCUGUGACACAUAUUGUGCAAACCUCAAAACAUGCUUCUUAAUUGAUAUCGUUCUACUCGUAGCUGUAGUUGUGAUUGCUCUUGUUGCGGUGAAGGAGCCUCCGGUUGAAAGAAUUUUUGAUGAUGAAACCCCAUUUUUCAUCCAAGUUAAAACCACCUUUAAGAGUCUUGGAAAGUCUAUGUGGUGCCUUUUCAUUGUUACCGCCAUUAAUUGGAUUGCUUGGUUCCCCUUCUUGAUGUUUAACACCGAUUGGGUUGGUCUUGAGAUCUAUGGUGGUAAUCCACAGGGAAAUCCCGGCGAAAAAAGAUUAUAUGACAUGGGAGUAAGGACAGGAGCAUUAGGACUAAUGUUGACAGCAUUGUCACUAGGAUGCAUGUCACUUUGCAUAGAUCCAUUGUCAAAAUUAUUAGGGGGUGUUAGAUAUACAUGGGGUCUAGUCAAUUUUAUCUUGGCUGCUUCUUUAGCUGGUACACUACCACUGACUAAAAUGGCUGAAAAAGCUAGAAGGCAUAAGCCUCUUCAUGCUGCUCCUUCUCCUAGCAUCAAGAGUGGUACUUUAGCCCUCUUCGCCGCCACUGGUAUUCCACAAGCAGCUACCUAUAGUAUUCCAUUUGCAUUGGCAUCCAUGUACUCAUCUGACAACGGUGCUGGCCAUGGACUUUCACUAGGAUUGAUGAAUUUGGCAAUUUGUGUACCACAGAUGUUCGUGUCAUUAAUAAGUGGACCAUGGGAUAAAAUAUUUGGAGGAGGGAACUUACCUGCGUUUCUACUUGGCGCAGUAUCAGCAGUGAUCAGUGGAGUCUUAGCUCUAACUAUCAUACCUCCAACAGCCGGCAAUGCAUGAUACAUCCACUUUUUUUUUCAUUUUUAUUUUUAUUCUUUUCUGGUUUAGUCCAUUUUGCAAUCCCUAAUUAGGGUGGGGGUAAUUCUCUCCUCUAGUGGGGUAAAUUUAUUCACAAGGCAAAGUUACUUUUAACUGUGUACUGUAGAAUCACGUACACAAACAAUUUUUGUUUGUACUUGCAACCAUUUUAAAUAUGGUCUUAGCUUGAUUACAAUAAAAUAAAAAUAAAAAUGAUAACUUUUUUUUUUGAGGUUUUAAUCAAAUUUGAAUUGUUCCAAUCAUUUAAAUUAAGUUUUGUACCUUUGAUAUAUUUAUUAGUUAGAGUAGUUACUACCUUUUA